AUGCUUCAAGAGCUCCUCGGUGGUCUCCCAAUUGACAACUCCCCCGCUAUCGUAGAAGAACCCGUCCCCAUCGACAACUCCCCCGCUAUCAUAGAAGAACCCGUCCCCAUCGACCUCAACCCAGCUCUGGUUGAAGAACAAGAAAACAUCUCCACCGACCCCGCUAUCGUCAAGCCCAACCCCUUCAACUUCAAGGGACCCCUCGUCCAGGUCGUCGUGAACGUUGACUCCGCUUCUGAUGAUGUCACCGUUGACCAAAUCAACAACCCAGAAGAGGGUGCCCUGAAACCAGACCCCGUGAUCAUCGAUGAUGGUGAGAUCAAGCCAGACCCAGUCGUCGUGGUUGACAACGAACCCGAAGUUGACGCUGAGAACAUUAACGUGGAAGCCCCAUCCCUGACCCCGGAAAUCGCUAACCUCCCCGAAGACCUCAACUAA
Messenger RNA from Leptosia nina, 438 nucleotides. Lineage: Eukaryota; Metazoa; Arthropoda; Insecta; Lepidoptera; Pieridae. The record is from the annotation of a GenBank genome assembly.